GAGACACAUUGGGAAGUGAGGGGUUAAGACUGGAUGCAGUACCUGGCCACCUGGCUGCGGUGCCAGGCACCGAUCUGUUGGGAAGUCAGUGUGCCAGCUCUUUGCUCAGCUCUGUUGAUAGUGGAAAUGUGCCAUUUGUAAGGUGUGUUGCCUGAAACACGCAGGCAAAUGUAAACGUUGGGAGGCCCUAAGUAAAUGGUGCUGCCUGGCACAUAGUUGCUGAUGGAGGUAUAUUGGCUUCCCCUGGCUCUCCCCUCCCAUAGAUCUGAGUCAGAGAGAGUGUGUGGAUGGGGCCAAGCACCUCUCCUACACAAGGAAGGGAAAGGCACAGCAACUUCCCAGAGCUGCAGGAUAUGGAAGCACGCGUUUCGGUGCCCAUUCCUCUCACCUGGAUGGACCAUCCUGGGGAUUCCUGGUCCGAUGUCAAAAGACUCAGCAUAGGAAACACCUUGUACUCUUCUAAAAUCAAAGAACCUGACAGCUCGUCCUCAUCUCCAUCGUCUUGUUCUCAGGGGGACCUGGGUUCCAGCAGAGCUCACCAGUCGGACAACGAGAGGAACCAGGCUCUACAGGAAGGCAGGUCGCCUACUACUGCCCACCACCUGGGUCUUACCCAUUUCUCCACCCUACCCAACCCGGAAGACGUCAUACUUUUCAGGGAUUUAGAUCACAUCAACAAACUGAUCUUACCCAACAGAGACUCAAGAUAUAGUACUUUGCCUGAAUCUCAAGGGGACAUGUACCAAACCCUGACCAUAACUGCGACUCAGGGGCCUGUCAGCUAUGAUGGCUCACCUGGAAGCUUCAUGCACUCCGCUGCCAGCUCUCCGGUCUAUGUGCCCACUACCAGGGUUGGAUCUAUGCUUACACCCAUCUCCUACCUUCCUGGCAGUGGCCAUUCCCAAGGUUCCCACUCUGUGAGCAAUCACUCAGUGUGGUCCCAACCCGCAUCAGAGACCUCCUCAUAUAACAGCAAUAGCCCACAUGCCUCCAGCAGAUACCAUUACUCUCCCAGUCCACCCAUGGCCAAUGGGACCAACAGGGACGCUGGUUACAACAAUGGCAUCACCGUGAAUGGCAGAGAUCAAUAUACUUCCUUGGCUCGGCCUAUAAACGGAUCCUAUGCUAGUCCCUACUCGUCUUAUAUGCCACCUCCUCUGCCUACAGCCUGGCCUUCUGGACCCUUUGACAACUCCAUGCUGCAUAGUCUUCAGAGCAGACCAGGGGGCAUCCCUAUGAGAGGACAUCCUGGAGAUGUCCUGGAGGAGCUCCCGGAGAGCAGAGAGUGUGUGAACUGCGGCUCAGUGCAGACCCCCCUAUGGAGACGGGACGGCACCGGCCACUAUCUGUGCAAUGCAUGCGGCCUGUACAGCAAGAUGAAUGGACUGAGCCGACCGCUCAUCAAACAACAGAAGAGGGUGAGUGCAGAUGGAUUAGAACACCUGUCAGUUUUUACUGCUGUCUGUCCCCCGCCAUCUUCUAGAAGAAUUGGCUUGGCUUGUGCCAACUGUCAUACUACCACAACAACGUUAUGGCGUAGAAAUACAGAGGGAGAGCCAGUAUGCAAUGCCUGUGGCCUAUAUAUGAAACUACAUGGGGUACCACGGCCGCUGGCUAUGAAGAAAGAUGGAAUUCAAACUAGAAAAAGAAAGCCAAAGAAUCUAAAUAAGUCAAAAGCAUCCUCUAGUAAUGGUACCAGUAGCCACCAAAUCCCUAUGACUCCAACUUCCACAACGUCACCAACGAACUCGGAUGACUGUAUAAAGAACGGUUCUCCUAACAAUCAGAGCACUGCUUCUGGGGUGGGGUCGUCCAUGAUGUCUUCACAGCAAAGUGGAAGUACCAGUCCAGAUAACAACACAUUGAAGUACACAGGACAAGAUGGCCUUUAUUCAGCAGUCAUUUUGGGAUCCUCAUCUGACGUUGGGGGAUCAGUUAGACAAGAUACAUGGUGUGCUUUGGCCUCAGCUUGACUUUUACCACCAGAAGGGCAACCUCUUCAUUCAUGAGUGCUUUUUUUAGCAAGUUGAUGGACCCAGAAUGCUCAAAGAACAUUUUCUCAACUUCCAUAAAGAACAUUUCCUUCACUUUUUCAUUUUUAGUGUUUCAGUUUAAGUGGAGCUUUGUGGGGAACGUAAUAAUAUGAUCUUCAUCUAUGCAAGAGGCUUGGGUCUGAGACACACACCUUACUUAUUACUUACUUUAUAAACCAUCAUUGACUGAAUGUUCAGACAUAGAUGAAUGCAAUAACUGUGUUUGAAAGCCUGUAUACUCCAGCAUGCAUUGAGAAAUGCUGCCUUUUGAGAAGAAACUUGACCCAGUUUUCUUUUUAAGGUUCACAAGUAAUGGAUUUUCUUCCUGCUGCCUUAUCUACUAUGUUUGGUUGGAUCCAAUGUUUAGAUCUCUAUGAUAAUUUCAGUAAAGGUUUACAGUCACUCCUGUCACUACACCAAUCAGAUUACUUAUAACUACUGCAAUAUAAGCUUCUGACGGGGAAUGCGAUAUUGCUGGACAGACAUACAAAGAUCUUACAGAAUCUUACAUUUAAAGGAGAUGAGCAAUUAAAGCACCAUAAUGAAAAAGA
Rana temporaria (common frog) is the source of this 2584-nucleotide messenger RNA. RefSeq names its product GATA binding protein 6 (gene GATA6). The transcript is spliced from 8 exons. NCBI's taxonomy places the organism in Eukaryota, Metazoa, Chordata, Amphibia, Anura, Ranidae. Gene Ontology annotation, cellular component: nucleus. Bases 288 to 1973 code for a protein of 561 amino acids. The record is from RefSeq and is a predicted model, not a curated record. Gene Ontology annotation, molecular function: RNA polymerase II cis-regulatory region sequence-specific DNA binding; zinc ion binding; DNA-binding transcription factor activity, RNA polymerase II-specific. Gene Ontology annotation, biological process: epithelial cell differentiation; cell fate commitment; positive regulation of transcription by RNA polymerase II.